AGCGGACCCAGAGCCAGCAGCGCACCGAUCUCUCACCACUUCCUGACCAGUAGCCACUGACCACCUGCAGCGGACAUGGACUUCCUGAAAAAGGCCGUCGGAGGAAACGACAAUGUCGCCAAAGUUGCCGGGCAGAAAGCGGGUCAGUUUGUGGAGCAAAAGGUGGAUGAGUUCGUGGGUGGAAAAAAGGGAAAAGACCAGCAGCAGCAGAAACCGCAGCAGCCGCAGCAGCCGCAGCAGCCGCAGCAGCCGCAGCAGCCGCAGCAGCCGCAGCAGCCGCAGCAGCAAGGAGAUGACGGAUGCUUUGGUCUGGGAGACGCACUGGGGCAGGACGGACAAAAUGCAGCUGGUGGUCUGAAGGACAUGGCCGCCGGACUGUUCAAGUAGGAGCCUGGAGGACGGAGCCUUCAUCGUCUCCACCAUCUUCAUCAUCAGCCUGGGACGUUUCUGAGCUCUCCUACCUGAUCAUCUUUCUUCCUGUUUUAAACCCAGUAAGCCUCCCAGCGUCUUACUGGGAGCUUUAACUGGUUUAAUAAAUUUACUGGUUUGUUGUUUUCUGUAACCAAUAAACUGUCAAAUUAAAUAUAUUCAAGCAUAAAACUGA
Molecule: messenger RNA, 604 nt
Organism: Poecilia reticulata (guppy)
Lineage: Eukaryota; Metazoa; Chordata; Actinopteri; Cyprinodontiformes; Poeciliidae
Source: RefSeq, a predicted model, not a curated record